Ictidomys tridecemlineatus (thirteen-lined ground squirrel) is the source of this 2051-nucleotide messenger RNA. NCBI's taxonomy places the organism in Eukaryota, Metazoa, Chordata, Mammalia, Rodentia, Sciuridae. The record is from RefSeq and is a predicted model, not a curated record.
GGUUUACAGGAUACUUGUUCUCUACUCAAAAGUUGUAAGUGGUUAGUAGGAUAUGUAACUUGUAUCUAUUUUAAGGAUAAUACUAUAGCAUUUUAAGAGAAUAUGGAAACAUUUUAUGAGCAAAACGCUGCUUGUUUGCAAAUGAGGAGGCCGCUAGGCAUUUGCCUCCAACCACAACCUUUCUCAGGUUUCGCCUUUAUUUUUUUCUUCUUAACCCUGAUUUGCUUCAUUCUGGAGGGGUGAAUGGGGUUUCAUUUAUCUGGAUGUUCCUCUUUGAAAGCCGUGGUGUUGGAUGGUACUUUCUUCGCCUUGCGGAGCUGGGUCCCUGAAGUCAGGCCUAGCUCCGCUGGAGCUGAGAUGAUCAGGGGCAGCAGGCUAUGGCUGGACCCAUCGAGUUGCAGAGCUGGAGGGCCUCAUCCCAGAUCUCCUCGAGCGGUUCAGCGAGGAAGAAUGCCUCCAACCCAGCCCAAUCCAGGCCAGUACGCACUCACCAACGGGGACCCCCUCAAUGGCCACUGCUACCUGUCUGGCUACAUCUCGCUGCUGCUGCGCGCCGAACCCUACCCCACGUCGCGCUAUGGCAGCCAGUGCAUGCAGCCCAACAACAUCAUGGGCAUCGAGAACAUCUGCGAGCUGGCCGCGCGCCUGCUCUUCAGCGCCGUCGAGUGGGCCCGCAACAUCCCCUUCUUCCCGGAUCUGCAGAUCACCGACCAGGUGUCCCUACUCCGCCUCACCUGGAGCGAGUUGUUCGUGCUCAACGCGGCCCAGUGCUCCAUGCCGCUGCACGUGGCACCGCUGCUGGCCGCCGCCGGCCUGCACGCCUCGCCCAUGUCCGCCGACCGCGUCGUGGCCUUCAUGGACCACAUCCGCAUCUUUCAGGAGCAGGUGGAGAAGCUCAAGGCUCUGCACGUCGAUUCCGCAGAGUACAGCUGCCUCAAAGCCAUCGUGCUCUUCACGUCAGAUGCCUGUGGCCUGUCGGAUGCCGCCCACAUCGAAAGCCUGCAGGAGAAAUCACAAUGCGCACUGGAGGAAUAUGUGAGGAGCCAGUAUCCCAACCAGCCCAGCCGCUUCGGCAAACUGCUGCUGCGACUGCCCUCGCUCCGCACCGUGUCCUCCUCUGUCAUCGAGCAGCUCUUCUUCGUCCGUUUGGUAGGUAAAACCCCUAUUGAAACUCUCAUCCGAGAUAUGUUACUGUCUGGGAGCAGCUUCAACUGGCCUUACAUGUCCAUCCAGUGCUCCUAGACCUUGGGUGCUUCCUGCCUGCCCCUGCCCCCACUAGAAACUCAGAGGACUCAUCCGGGCCAAGGACUCCAACGCCUCGGGGAUUCUCCGGGUGUGGAGGACCAGGCAGGCCAGGCAGACCAGGCAGGGGAAAGAAUGCUGGGGACAGGAGCAGCCCACCCUGCAGAAAUGCAACUGGAGCUGCAAACCAGGAGAAAAAGAAACUCUUUUAGGAUCAGAUCUAUAAGCACGUUGCAAAGGAAAGAAAAAAGGAUCUUAUGUCUGGUGAGAAAAUGAAAACAUUUUUUUGGAAGAGAGGACCAUAAGAAUUUUAAUAAAACAGAAGGAGACCAAUGGACCUUCCAGGAUUUAUUGUGGACGGAUGUGGAUAUAUUCUGUACAGAAAAACAACACAUAUGGAAAUGGACUGAAUCCUAUGUAGAAACACACAUCACACACACACACACACACACACACACACACACACACACACUGAACAUUGUUAUUCAUUUUGUAAAAUACUAGUCUUUAUUUUCAUUUUUUUGUAAAAUUUAAACAUCGUAUGCGCAUAAAGAAAAAAAGGAAACAAGAAUUAGGGGAAAAUAACAUUUUCCAAAUAAUUAUAAAAAAUUUGUCCUGUGUCUAUGUAUCUAUAUCUGUUUUGUAUUUUUUUCUGGUUCCAAACCAGAUUUCCUGUGAUUCUAUACUAAUAAUUUUUGAUAUAACCCUUUGCUUCUUAUAAUGAGUGCGAUAUAUGUUGUCGAGGCUGUUCUUCAAGAAUUAAAAUUGAAGUGAAAAUUUAAACAAAAAUAAAAGAAUUUAGCAAAACC